AUGAGUCCGAAAAUGCUGAAGCUGGUCAUCAACAAGAGCCCCAAUGGCCACAAGAAGGCUAAGUACAAGCAGACUAUCAUCGAGUAUAACUGGCGGAUUGACUACUACCCACCCAAGGAGGGUGGUCUCGAAGCAAUCAUGAAGCUCAAUGUGCCAAUGCAAGUAAGCUUGUCAAUGGAGUGA
This is a messenger RNA of Durusdinium trenchii, 183 nucleotides long. NCBI's taxonomy places the organism in Eukaryota, Dinophyceae, Suessiales, Symbiodiniaceae. The record is from the annotation of a GenBank genome assembly.